AUGGAUCUGCUGACGGAACGACCACACCCUGUGACGCUCACUGUGGCACAAUCGCCACUUUUUGGCAGCAGCGCACACGGCGUCAUUUACCAGGCGGUGGAGGACGCCACUGAGUUCUCGGCGCUGCUUGACUUUGCCAUAUCCAGGGCUGGCGGUGAGCCGGGGGAGGAGCGCGGCAUUGUUCUCAUGCCAGUCAUCCUAAAGCAAAUUCCUACGCACACGCCCCACACCAAGGGGGAUGAGGAGGACAUUGUGCUUUCUUCUCUCCUUGUCACCUGCGUCGAGGACUGCAACAUUUCACUACAAUUGCAUUCUUGA
Trypanosoma rangeli is the source of this 318-nucleotide messenger RNA. RefSeq lists its product as uncharacterized. The transcript has a single exon. NCBI's taxonomy places the organism in Eukaryota, Euglenozoa, Kinetoplastea, Trypanosomatida, Trypanosomatidae. Bases 1 to 318 code for a protein of 105 amino acids. The record is from RefSeq and is a predicted model, not a curated record.